CUGUUCAUCUUUGACGGCCUGGAUGAAAGCAGACUUUCACUGGAUUUCAACAACAAAGAGCUCGUGUCUGAUGUCACACAGGAGUCAUCAGUCAGCGUGCUGUUGACAAGCCUCAUCAAGGGGAAUCUGCUUCCCUCGGCUCUCAUCUGGAUAACUUCCAGACCUGCAGCAGCCAAUCAGAUCCCUCCUUCAUGUGUUGACAGGGUAACAGAAGUACGAGGCUUCACUGACGCUCAGAAGGAGGAGUACUUCAGGAGGAGAGUCAGUGAUGAAGAUCUGUCCAGCAGAAUCAUCUCACACAUCAAGACCUCCAGGAGCCUCCACAUCAUGUGUCUGAUCCCAGUCUUCUGCUGGAUCACUGCUACAGUUCUGGACCACAUGUUGACCACAGACCAGAGAGGAGAGCUGCCCAAGACCCUGACUGACCUGUACUCACACUUCCUGCUGGUUCAGACAAAGAGGAAGAAGAAGAAGUACGAUGAAGGACAUGAGACGAGUCCACAGGAGCUGACGGAGGCUGACAGGGAAGUUCUUCUGAAGCUGGGGAGGCUGGCGUUUGAACAGCUGGAGAAAGGAAACAUCGUGUUCUACCAAGAAGACCUGGAGCAGUGUGGUCUGGAUGCCACAGAGGCCUUGGUGUACUCAGGAGUUUGUACAGAGAUCUUCAAAAGAGAGAGUGUGAUCUUCCAGAAAACAGUCUACAGCUUUGUUCAUCUGAGCGUUCAGGAGUUUCUGGCUGCAGUCUACCUGUUCAACUGUUACACCAACAAGAAGACAAAGGUCCUGGGGGACUUUGUGGGAAAAGACUACAGGAAGUCUUUCCUAGAGAAGGUCUCAAUUUUUUUUCGAAACACUGAUAGCCAUCACCCAUCUCUGGAUGUGUUCCUGAAGAAAGUCAUGGAGAAAUCCCUUGAAAGUAAAAAUGGUCACCUGGACCUGUUUGUUCGCUUCCUUCAUGGCCUCUCUCUGGAGUCCAACCAGAGACUGUUAGGAGGCCUGCUGGGUCAGACAGACAACAGUCCAGAAAUCAUCCAGAGAGUCAUCAACAACCUGAAGGAGAUGAACAGUGAUAAAAUCUCUCCUGACAGAAGCAUCAACAUCUUCCACUGUCUGAUGGAGAUGAACGAUCACUCAGUCCAUCAGGAGAUCCAAGAGUUCCUGAAGUCAGAGAACAGAUCAGAGAAGAAACUCUCUGAGAUCCACUGCUCAGCUCUGGCCUACAUGCUGCAGAUGUCAGAGGAGGUUCUGGAUGAGAUGAACCUGAGGGAGUUCAACACAUCAGACCAAGGACGACUGAGACUGAUUCCAGCUGUGAGGAACUGCAGAAAGGCUGUGCUUUCUGUCGAUUCAAACUCGGCAGCUUACGUUGAGGUUGUGUCCUCAGCUCUGAUGUCUAACUCUUCUCUGAGAGAGCUGGACCUGCAUAUUCACAACCUGAAGGAUUCUGGGGUGAAGAUUGUGUGUGCUGGACUGGAGAGUUCACACUGUAGACUGGAGACUCUGAGAUUGAGGCGCUGCAGUUUGUCAGAGAUCAGCUGUGCUUCUCUGGCCUCAGCUCUUAAGUCCAACCCCUCCCAUCUGAAAGAGCUGGAGAUGAAUGGAAACAACCUGCAGGAUUCAGGAGUGAAGCUGCUGUGUGAUUUUCUGAAGAGUCCGCACUGCAGACUGGAGUCUCUAAGAUUGAGUGACUGCAGUUUGUCAGAGAUC
Messenger RNA from Larimichthys crocea (large yellow croaker), 1707 nucleotides. Its product is annotated as NLR family CARD domain-containing protein 3-like. Lineage: Eukaryota; Metazoa; Chordata; Actinopteri; Sciaenidae. The annotation marks the transcript as partial. The record is from RefSeq and is a predicted model, not a curated record. The transcript is spliced from 4 exons.